This is a messenger RNA of Hemibagrus wyckioides, 6005 nucleotides long. RefSeq names its product dispatched RND transporter family member 3 (gene disp3). Gene Ontology annotation, cellular component: membrane. Lineage: Eukaryota; Metazoa; Chordata; Actinopteri; Siluriformes; Bagridae. Bases 616 to 4638 code for a protein of 1340 amino acids. The record is from RefSeq and is a predicted model, not a curated record. The transcript has 21 exons.
GCUGCAGGUAAUCUGGAUGCCUGGAUGGGAGCUUGAACAAACCAGUGAGAGACAGAAAGAGGAACUGAGAGAGAGAGAGAGAGUCGAUCGAGAGAGAGAGAGAGAGAGCACACACACGGAGAGAGCUUCAGAAGCACAUUCUUACACGCCACAAAGCAGUUGCUUGGACGACCGAAGACGGAGCGAAAGACGGGAAUCACAACACAAAGGAGAGGAAAAGGAAGAAGAACCAGAGUGGGGAAAAAAAGAUCUCCUGGGUUUUAAAAAGUGUGAGAUUUGGGACUGGGAUUGGGUGAAGAUCAUCUUUUGAACCCUCUGCAGGAAGAUUAAAAUAUUCCUUUCAUUUUGAGAGAGCUUGUGGAAAAUUGCUACAAAGAGAACAACUCUGCCAGCAGGAUUCAAAGGCCAGAGGCUGUGCACCGGCAGCCUAGUGAAAGACGGAAUUAACGACUGUGUCCUUGUCCUCGAGAGCGGCCAUUUACGAAAAACCUGGCACUCUCUGGGGGCUGCUGCGUAAUUCAAACCUGUUUUAUCACAGUUUCACUGUAUGUGGAGAUAACAAACAGUUACACCAGGCCAGCAGUGAUAUAACUGCCUGUGUGUCUCUGUAAUACCAUGGAUUCAGAGGAUGAGCCCUUGUUGCUUCAGGCUAUGUGGGACUUUAGUGAAUACGAGGAACAAGAUGAUGAAGAAGAGAAGGAAGCUUGUGAUGAAGGGGUUGAAGUGAUCAGGGGAGAACCGGUCUGUAGAGGAUUGUGGUGGGCGGUAGGAUGGAUUUACACUCGGCCCUGGGCCAGUGGAGUGGUUCUUGUUGUAGGCUUUCUGAUUCCCUUAACUCUUUCUGCGUACAUGUUUCUCUACUGCGAGCCCCUGGACAUUGAUCUCUCCUACAGUGCCUUUGAAGUAAGGAGCCAUUCAUCUGCAGAGCGCUUCGAUGCACUCACCGUUGCACUGAAAAGCCAGUUAGGGUCUUGGGAUAGACACAGACGUGAUGCGGAGGGGUUUGAUUUUGAAUCGAUUGCCCUUAGAGAUUUCCUGUUGCUAAAAUUAAACAGACAGGAGAAGCAGCCAGUGGUGGCCAAUCAGACACGACUAUCUGAGGUGUUGGAAAAAAGGCAGGGUAAAUUUGAGAAACCACAAAACCAGGAAGACAGAAUUAACACUAAAACAGACCAAAUGAUGCUUGAUGGUGAGAAACAAGAGGGGAAAAUUAAACACACUAGAAACGGUACAGAAUAUAACCGAACACAAGUGAAGGAAGAAACAAGUUCAGCUCUUGUCAGAAAGCCAAGAUACGCAGGUUAUUCCUACCUUCAGACCCAGGCUCUCUGGAGGAUGGAGCUGGUGUUUGUGGCUCAGGGUGACAAAGACAACAAUAUCUUCACCCCAGAGCGUCUUCACACCAUCCACCAUGUGGAGCGACUCCUCAUGCAACAUCCACAGUUCCAGCAGUUUUGCUGGAAGCCCCUGGAAGUGUUAAGGGACCUUCCUCUGGGACCUUCAUACUGCUCACCCCCAAGCUCCCUCCUCUCCUACCUCUUCCCCAGCGAGCGAGGAGGGAAGAUCUACUUUGAUGGCAUGGGCUCAGACCUGGCAGAUAUACAAGGUGCUUUGAGUCUGGCAAUCACCCACCCCCAGUUUUAUUGGUAUGUGGAUGAGACACUCACUCCGGACAGCCUCCAUUCCUCCAUCCUCCGCAGCGAGAUCCAUUUUGGAGCACCACUGCCAUCUUUCUACUCUCUACAAGACCGACCCCUGGAGCAGAGACAAAGGUUCAGGAACUUUGUGGUCCAGUAUGCUGAUAUUCUGGCUCAGCAGUCCACCAGCAAGGUGAAGGUGCUCUAUGGGGGAACAGAGCUUUUUGAUGAUGAGGUCAGGAGGACGUUCCACAGCGACAUGUUGCUGGCAUUAUUCAGUGGUGCCUGUAUAGCAGUGCUGGUCUAUAUCCUCACUUCGUUCUCAUUGUUUCUGACCUUCUUUGGCUUGGCUAGCAUUGGCCUGAGCUGCCUGGUGGCUCUGUUUCUCUACCACGUCAUGUUCAGGGUGAAGUACCUGGGCAUUCUCAAUGGUGUUGCAGCCUUCAUAAUUAUUGGCAUUGGUGUGGAUGAUGUGUUUGUAUUUAUCAGUACGUUCAGACAGGCAGCUCAUGUUGUAGGAGCUGAGCAGCGUAUGCUUCAUACUGUGAAGACAGCAAGUCGUGCCACCUUCCUCACUUCCUUCACCACAGCAGCUGCCUAUGCAGCCAAUGCCUUCUCUCAGAUCCCGGCGGUGCAUGACUUUAGUCUGUUCAUGUCUCUCAUCGUGAGCUGCUGCUGGCUCUGGGUGUCAAUUCUAAUGCCCGCUGCCCUCUGCAUUUGGAAUCAGUGUGCUGCUGCCCAUGCUAACGCCUGUCCAAAAUGGUGGAGUACUCUGAAUACACUCUCGGUCAAUCUCAGCCCUCUUUCUGAUGAGGAUGAUGACGUGGCUCUUUUGACUGUAGAGACAGAACCAGAUCUCCACGACUCCGAGUUCGAUGCGGCUCUGCUGCGGCUCCCGGAUUCGUCCACAGAAGGGAACAUUGGGUUGGUCAGUGCCAAACUCCAGAGGGCACUGCGAUCCUGGGUGGCUGAGCCUGUGGUAAAGAGACGUAAAGCAAUUAUAGCUCUGUACAUCGUGGUCCUGCUUACGUCAGCAUGCUGCUGCGGCCUCCUUAAACCAGCCAGUCAUGCUCCUGCGCUCUUCCAUCACAACACCAACUUACAGCAACUGCUGGAUCUCCGUAGCAACCUGAGCGCUCAGGGGAUCUCGUGUCACAUGUGCUCAGGAGUGUUUAUGGAAACACCGCACAGCUUGCACAGCAGCGUCCACGCUAUGAGCUCCACAGCAAGGAAAAGCUCCCCAUCAAGCCAAGCAGCAGGGAGUCUGAGACAGCAAAACACUGUUAACGCUACACACACUGCAACAGAUGGCCUUCUGACAGUUUUUGUGUCUAAGCUGGAGGUGGAUGCACCUGUCACCCUCUAUCGCUACUCUCUUAGUGCCAGCAUGCCCGCUCCCUGGAGAGCGCUGAGCCCCAGGCAUGGAGACGUGCCAUCAUUUCAGGCUUAUAACAGUCACCAUGGCAACUAUAGUACACGGCUUACAGUGUGCGUGUCGCAUGCCUACCAUCCCCGGCCACGAUGGAUGCUGACCUUGGGGUCAUGCGAUCCUCGCCAUGGCUGGAGGUCAGACUUCAGCUUCUUUGUGGCACGUAGUGAGCAGAAGAACAGCAGGAAGUUGUAUUUUGCCCAGAACACCUUAAGCCCGUACCCUAGCCGUGUGUGUGAUGGACCGCCAGGCUGUAUGGUCGGUUCUGGGAAUGACGGUCCCACUCAGGGCAGUUUCUACAUCCCAGUGCCUGCAGCCCCUAGAGAGGUGAAAAUUUCGAAGACGUCUGGCUUUAACCCGUGUAGUGGAGGCGGAUGUGGGAAGCCAGCAGUACGUCCGCUGGUGGACACCGGAGCAAUGGUGUUCGUUGUGUUUGGGAUACUCGGGGUCAAUCGCACUCAACAUUCAGACAACCAUGUUAUUGGAGACCUGGGCAGUGUGAUCUACGAUCCUGACUUUGAUCUCUUCAAUGAAAUUGGUCACUUAUGCCGACUCUGCAAAGCCAUCAGUGCCAAUACACAGCUUGUCAAGCCUGGCGGGGCACAGUGUCUGCCUUCAGGCAACAGUCUCACAUCUAUUCUUCCUCUCCUCCACCCUGAGUGUCAGUCCCUUCCUGAGCCCAACCUCCUGCCUGGCCAGCUAUCCCAUGGUGCAGUGGGCAUGCAGGGGGGCCGAGUACACUGGAUCUCCAUGGCUUUUGAAUCAACCACCUACAAAGGAAAGUCCUCGUUUCAGGCAUAUUCAGAUUUCCUGCAGUGGGAGAGCUUCCUUCAGGAGCAAUUAGCAUCUCUCCCACAAACUUCAAGUCUGCGACGGGGCUUUCAGACCUGCCAGCACUGGAAGCAGAUAUUCAUGGAGAUCAUAGGUGUGGAGAGCGCACUUUACAGUCUGCUUCUGUCCUUGGCCAUCUGUAUAGCGUCCGUCGCUGUGUUUACUGUCCAUCCUCUACUGCUGCUGCCUAUCCUGCUUAGCAUUCUGGGUGUGGUGUGUUUGGUGGUAGCAGUGAUGUACUGGUUGGGCUGGGAGAUGGGUGCAGUGGAGGCAAUCUCGCUCUCCAUCUUAGUCGGAUCGUCUGUGGAUUACUGCCUGCACCUGGUUGAGGGUUUCCUGCUUGCUGGGGAUACGGAAAUUGUGGGGACCGUCAGUCACAGCAUGGACCCAUCGGCCGAGCGUCAGCGUAGAACGCUGGAAGCUGUCAAUCACGUCGGAGUCGCCAUAGUAUCCAGCGCGAUCACCACAGUGAUAUCCACCGUGCCACUGUUUUUCUGCACGAUUAUGCCUUUUUCAAAGUUUGGCCAGAUUGUGGCUAUUAACACUGCCAUCUCGAUAUUAUUCACCCUCGUUGUGACCACAGCCCUCCUCGCCACAAUGGGGCCUUCACGCUUCACUCGGCCACCGCGAGCAGUUCUCAAAGCCAGCCUGGUGGUGCUUGCGGUGGGACUUUCAGGGUGUCUUUUCUGGUGGACUGGAUCCCAACUGAUCUCCUCAAGCUGGAGCUCACUUAUUACUUAGAUUUAAUGAUGUCUACUGAUCAGAUAAAGGCUGAAGAGUUAAGUGUUGUGACCCAACCACAGAAUGUAUUUGGUGUGUAAAUUAUUGGGAUGUACAUGAUACUGUAUACUAUUUUGUUGAAAUUAAAAGGCGGUCCUUGUGGGAUGCCUUAAAGGAAAGAUCCACCAUGAAAGGCUUGCAUUUUAUUUCUCUCAUCGACAAUGUUCUGUAUUCACCGCUUGCCUAAAUUACCCACAAUGCUUUUUGACAACCUGCUGAUAAUGGCACCAGUGAGAUUUAGCCCUUGCUUCACCUCUAGUUAACAAGACUGCGGCAGAGCUUUACUCCUUAAGUCUGACUUUAACUUUCAUGCUAAUCUUGCCAUCAGCAACAUCCUGCUAGUCAUCUCAUAGAUUGCUAACCUUGCAUUCUGGGUGUUUAAGUCCAACAUUUGCGCCUAUGUUCGACUUCUCAUUAAUAUGACUUUAAGCAUGGCUGAAAAGUGGUGAAUUAAAAAAUUAUUUUGUUUUAAGGAGUUAAUACCAAUAUUUAGUCAUUAUCCCAUAUCUUUGAGAUUGUUGAAACGAUUGUUACUUCCUUGGCAACAUCCCCGUCCUUAUAAGAAAUAGAAAUGGAGGGACCGAUCAACAAAUGAGCAGGACAAUCACUAAGCACAUUACGGAUAUUUAACUCCAGAUCUAUGAUGUCUUUCAGGGUGAAUUUUUCCUUUAAGUUUAAGGAGCGAACGUUAGAAAGGCCAACGAGUUUCACAAAUCAGUUACUAAAGAACUCCUCGUGUAGACUGGAAAUGUUUUUCUUCGAAUCUUUAUUUGGUUUAAUGAAUAAGAAUAAAAAAAAAAAAAAAAGGUCCUGGGAGAUUUUGGAUAUGCCGUCUACCUCAGGUUAUUAAAAAGAAAAAGGAAAAAAAAAAAAGAACCUGUCCAAGUAUCAAUAAAAGAAGACUGAGAAAGUCUAAUAAAAAUAUUUUAGUAUGCUGCAGCUCUAUCCUAUGGGACAGCUGAGGAAAUGUUGGGCGUGUAAAAUAUUAUUGAGAAAAAGUCAUUGGGACGGGAGUUUUGACAUUGACGACGGUGUUCUUACAAAACUGAAAUAAAGCCUUUUUAAUUCUAGUCAGUUGAUGGUACUGUGUAACCAUCGCUAGGUUCGAAGUUGUGUUUUCAGAAGUAUUUUGUAUAAGGAUUUGUUUUGUGAAACUGACCAACAAGCUGUUCUAUUGGUUUUAUAUCACUGUAAAUCUGUACUUGAGUAGUUGAGAUGUUUCUUGUUGAGGAAAAAAAAAAAAAGAUUUAUACACUGUGUUGUAUAAAAGCUAUGCUAUUGGUUCUCAUACAUCAAAUCAAUACACUCACCUUGAGGGAAUUUUGGGU